This is a messenger RNA of Eupeodes corollae, 5323 nucleotides long. It is a transcript of the gene rst, whose product is annotated as irregular chiasm C-roughest protein. Gene Ontology annotation, cellular component: cell-cell junction. Gene Ontology annotation, molecular function: cell adhesion molecule binding. Bases 1264 to 3462 code for a protein of 732 amino acids. Gene Ontology annotation, biological process: cell-cell adhesion. NCBI's taxonomy places the organism in Eukaryota, Metazoa, Arthropoda, Insecta, Diptera, Syrphidae. The record is from RefSeq and is a predicted model, not a curated record. The transcript has 10 exons.
UCAGUCGACAGUCAGAAGCUAGCCAGUCAUUCGGUGGAUACUUCAGAGUCAAAUGGUGCGAAGCAGUUGCAGUGCGUGUGCCGUGCGGAUUGUUAUAUUUUGUUAUUCAAACUCUGACUGAGUGUUUUUUUAUUUUUACAAUUUAUUUACAACAAAUAAAAUAAAACAAACCUGAAACACAAACAACAACAACAAAAACAAAACGACUUUGCAUUCUAUGAAUUAAAUUAAUAAGAAAAAAGGGAAAAAUUAAUCCAAUAAAAUCAAAUCAAAUCGAAAAACCAGUUUAAUUGUUUAUAAAUAAAUAAUAACGAAAAGAGACUCAAAUGGUUUUUGUAUGUUUUUUAAAAAAUCAACUACCCAUUGUUUUAUAUAAUUAUUGAUGUUUUGAAUAGUUUGUUAAACCCUAAAGAAAAAAGGAUAAAAAGCUAUUUUUAAAUUGAAUUUUUUCGAGUUUCAGAAUUGAAACAUCAUUUUUCAUAGAAUAAAAGGACAACGGGCUCGUUUUCUGUUAUUGUUCCAUGUGCUCCUUGCAAUUCAUUGAACCCUUAGUGUGCUGUGUGUACUUUUAGACCGAACCGAGUUUGGAAAUCCAUUUGGAUUUCCUCCCACUUUACGUACGUUUGUUUUUCUAAUACCAUAAGUAACAAUUCUAUAAUUGAACGAGAAAAGUAAUUAAUCAAACUUACACAUAAAACCUACAAUCAUCUUAUUUGUACAUACAAAAAUAUUGUAAAGAAAUUUAUAACAAAAGCGAAAAAAGUGUAAUUUGAAUGAAUGAGAAAUUUCAAUUGAUCGGAAGUGAAUACGAGAAUAAGAAAACGUGAAUACGAGAAUAAGGAUAUCAAGUGUGUUUCCUGUUCCUUUGAUUUUCCGUUGCCAAAAAGUUUUCGAGUAAUUUGUAAAUCGAAUCAUCGUGAAUGUCUUAAUUAAGACAAUUAACAAUUUGUGUGAACAUCAACGCGCUUUCAAAAAGGAUAUAUCGAAUUUUAUUUAUUGUGUAUUUUUGUAUUUUGAACUUAAUGUCGUCUUAUGAAUAGAAUUGGAUUUUGAAUCUGUCGAAAACGUAUUUUCGGGUACAUUUUACCAGUGAUGCCAGAUCUACAUUUUGGAUACUUUCUAUGUUGACUUCUUAAUUUAAACGAUCUUACAAAAUAGGCAUUUUCAACCAUAAAACGAUUCAACCAUUGAACCAACCAACAGCGCAUCCGUCAGAAAUUUUCAUUGCGAAGUUGUCGGCACAUUGUGUGCGCUUUACACACAAUGAGCGGAAAUAGUGUGCCAAACUCAAGGAACCCACAGCCAGACGAUGUCGCGGUCGCCGCUGUCGCCACCGUCGUCGUCAGGAGUAGGAGAUGCUGUUCGACUCCAGCCUUACUUUUAGCCCUCACAGCGAUGGUGAUGAUGACUUUUCUGCCAUUUGAAGUUGCGGGGAAACAUAUUCAUGCCAAUGUCAAUGCAGGAGGAGGAGGGAGCGGAGGAAGUGGCGGCUAUGUCAAUUUCAAUAAUCAGCGUUUCGCCAUGGAGCCUCAGGACCAGACUGCAGUUGUAGGAGCUCGUGUGACGCUGCCUUGUCGGGUCAUCAACAAGCAGGGCACAUUACAGUGGACAAAGGACGACUUUGGUCUCGGUACGCACCGAAACCUAAGCGGAUUCGAACGCUACUCGAUGGUGGGAAGUGACGAAGAGGGUGAUUAUUCGCUGGACAUUUAUCCUGUGAUGCUGGACGAUGAUGCGAAAUAUCAGUGCCAAGUGAGCCCUGGUCCGGAGGGACAAGCAGCUAUUAGGUCAACAUUUGCCACCCUCUCUGUGCUGGUUCCGCCAGAACCGCCUAAAAUAUCUCAGGGAGAUUUCAUCAUGACCACCGAGGACCGCAAAGUGGAGAUUGAAUGCAUUUCCGUUGGUGGCAAACCAGCUUCAGAGAUAACGUGGAUUGAUGGUUUGGGAACGGUAAUCAAUGACAACAUCGAAUACACAGUGAUUCCAAUGCCGGAUUUGCGACGGUUCACUGCAAAGUCGGUCCUCCGAUUGACGCCACGCAAGGAGCACCACAAUACAAACUUCACGUGUCAGGCCCAGAAUACGGCCGACCGAACAUAUCGGUCUACGAAAAUCCGUGUUGAGGUAAAAUAUGCUCCGAAAGUCAAAGUGAGUGUAAUUGGUGGCGCUUUAGCCGGUGGCAGGAUUCCAGAGUUUGCUCAGGUGCGUCUAGAAUGCAAAGCGGAUGCCAAUCCCGGAGAAGUCCGUUACCGAUGGUUCAUCAACGACGAGCCAAUUAUCGGCGGCCAGAAAACUGAAAUGGUUAUCCGGAAUGUUACACGAAAGUUCCACGAUGCAAUCGUGAAGUGUGAGGUGCAGAACUCGGUUGGCAAGAGUGAGGAUAGCGAGACCCUGGACAUAAGCUAUGGACCACAAUUCCGCCUGCGUCCUCAGUCCAUAGAGGCUGAUAUUGGCAGCGUUGUAUCUCUGAAUUGUGAGGUUGAUGGGAAUCCCAUGCCGGACAUUGUUUGGAUACAGCAUCCCAUUGAUAGGGUUGUUGGCGGGAGCUCGAAUUUGACAUUUAGUGUAACAAACGAAACUGCUGGGCGGUACUAUUGCAAGGCAAACGUUCCUGGUUACCCAGAGAUAUCCUCGGACGCGUACGUUUACCUUAAGGGCUCUCCUAUAAUCACCUCGUCGCACUAUCAAUACGGUUUGGUUGGGGAUACUGCAAGGAUUGAGUGCUAUGCGACUUCGGUGCCGCGGGCCAGACAUGUAUCAUGGACGUUUAAUGGUCAUGAGAUUUCGGAAUCGGGACAUGACUACUCGAUACUGGUGGACGCAGUGCCUGGAGGAGUAAAAUCGACCCUCAUCAUCAGAGACAGUCAAUCGUACCACUAUGGCAAGUACAAUUGUACGGUGGUCAACGACUAUGGCAACGACGUGGUUGAGAUAAAUUUACAGGCGCAAAAAAGCGUUCCAUUACUGAUGACGAUUGUUGGAGGCAUUUCAUCAGUGGCCAUCCUAAUGAUCCUGACCAUCUUGGUAAUUGUGUAUUUCAAGUGCAAAAAACGCAAACUCCCACCGGCCGAUGUCAUCAGCGAGCAUCAGAUUUCGAAAAUUGCCGCAAAAGAGGCCGGCGACCGCACAUCCAAUUACAGUGACCUCAAGGUGGACAUCUCUGCCGGUUAUGUGCCUUAUGCCGACUACACCACCCACUACAGUCCUCCGCCCCAAUAUCUAACAACAUGUUCCACUAAAUCCGGCAGCCAUUUGCAGCAGCAACAGCAGCAUCAUAAUCAGCAGCAGCAACAGCACCAUCAACAACAGCAUCAAGCCAUCAAUGUGCCAAUGACUUUUAUAAAUGGCGGAGGCAGCCUAACGGGCAGCAUCAUUGGGUCCCGAGAGAUCCGGCAGGACAAUGGUCUUCCAAGUUUACAAAGCACCACCACCAAUGGAAGCGUGCUAAUCUAUGAUGCAUAAAGUUAAAUGGAAUCUCGAUCCUCCUCCUCUACGUCACUGCUCCUCCUCCUUGAUCAAUCGUGCUUCUAACAUCACAUAAAUAAAUAUAUGUAUAUUACAAAAAACUAAAAUUUAUUAAACUAAAGCGAACAUCGAAAACAAACAAACAAAAAUAAAAUAAACAAAGAAACUAAGCUUCAUUUCAUAUAUUACUAAACUCACAAAAAAGUAUAAAAAUAGUAUAAAUAAAUCAACUAAGAAAUUUUAACAAAAAUUCUAACAAAAUUGCGUCCCAAAUUACCAAACAACAACAAAAACUUAAAAACUUUCAUUUUAUAAAACAAAAAACAAAAAAAGCAUUGCAACCAAAUUACAUAAAACUAAAAAAUAUAUUAACUGCAUUGUCGAAAAUAAAAACAAAAAUUAAAAUUAAAUUAUUUAAACAAAACAAACAAAAUGAAAAGAUUUUUUUAUAAAUUAAGCUAAAGGUAUUAUAGAUUAUAUAUUUAACUGCAGAUUUAAAAAAGAUACAAAUAUUUUCAAAAUAGGGAAAUCGAUGCUUAGAAAUUCAAUAUUAAAAAAGAAAAAGCGUUUCCUCCUAAAUGUUUUAACUACGAUCAAUCAAAUCGAAUAGCUUUUUUGAAUAUAAAAUUUAGUAAAUAUAAAACAAACAAAAAAAAUAUUUAUAUAAACAAAACAUUGAAACAAUUAUAAUAUUUAAGAAAAAAUAAUAAAGAGAGACCCUUUUCAUGCCGUCUCUCAAGUACCUGAUUAUUUUAUAAGUUGUUAAUUUUAAGAAUAAAAUAUAAAUAAAAUUUAGUUAGUGCUUCUUAGUGUCUUAUUCAGCAGAAAGAAAACAAAAAUAUUAAAAAUAAAAAAUCGAAAUAAUUAAAUGUAUUUGUAUAUUUUAAAUUAAUAAACAAAAUAGAAAUAAAGAGAGAGAAAAAUAUAUAUAAAUAAUUUUAUUUUUAUUUUUAGAUUCAUAGUAAAAGAAUUAUUUUUUAAGAUUAACACAAAUAAAACUAUUGUCAUAAAUUAAACAAAACAACAAAAACAAAAUUUGUCCAAAAUGCUUAUUAUAUAAAAAGUUAAACUUAUUAAACAAAAAAUGAAACAAAAAUUAUAUAAAAUGAAAACAAAACGACUCCAGAGUGCUUACUAAUUUAGCUGUUAGGUUCCCAUAAAAAUGUAUUUAUAUUUUUCUAGUACCGUUUUGAUAACCGUUAUAGCGAUAAUAAUCAAAUUCUGUGUCUGUUUGUGUGUAAAGGCUUUUUUCCUUAUUUUUUUUUACUACACAUAAAAAUAAAAUAAAUAAAAGAAAACGGGACAUUGCUGUAUUGUUUUUGUCUCUCAAAUGACAGCGCACAUCAGCUGAACAACUUUAGUUGCCUUUCCGGUCGAAGCUAAAGCUAAAAGUGGCAUGAGUUCCAUAGAACAAAGGAGAAGACAGAGAAGCUCCAUAAAUUUUUACAGCAUAUAUACUACUCUGCCUUUUCCUUCUUAGACUCAUUUAACGGUUCGGUGACCUCAUAGAGGGUUGAGAUUGGGAUUGGAGUUGUAGUUGGGGUGGAUGAAAGACUGUCCCCAAAAAAAGGCUUCACUCGUAAUUUUAUUUCAUUUUCAGUUCUCUCAAACUCAUAUAAUAAUCCUCUAUCCACACCGACCGCCAUCCACCCCAAAUGUUAUUGUCUUUCCACCACCCCAAAACCACCCCAACCCUUAUAAUAUCAUGAGAAAAGAAGAGUUGUUAUUUUGGUGGUGCGUUGCGUUCGUUGCCAGAACUCAAAUUCUUUCAAAAAUACAUAUAUUUUUUUAAGCUAUAUAAAUUGGUUAAUUGAAAAAGUUUGGAUUUUUAUAUAUAUUUAAAAAAAUUAGUAAAAAU